Prorocentrum cordatum is the source of this 1081-nucleotide messenger RNA. The record is from the annotation of a GenBank genome assembly. NCBI's taxonomy places the organism in Eukaryota, Dinophyceae, Prorocentrales, Prorocentraceae.
CGUGGCAUGCUUCCUCGGCCUCGCCGCCUGGGCGUUCACCUCAGGGCGCCCUCGUGGCUACGGCCGGACCCGCGUCGAACUUUUCACUAUAGUCGAUCACUGUGGGACUUCUUCGGAGAGGAAGCAAUCUGCAGGUAUCGCGCAAAGGGUGCCCGCUAAGCCCCUGCUUGUUCAUCGCUGUUCAAAUUGUGAUGCUGCACGACGCCCUGGACACGCUGGAGCUACAACCAGAGCCGGAGUAAGGGACAUUUUGUACGCGGAUGAUACUCUCUUGGCGUCGCAACAUCUUGGGAACCUGCAACUUAUGUUUGAAUCCAUUGUGACGGAAGGUCGCAAAUACGGCAUGAAACUCAAUUUUGAGAAGACGCUGCAGAUGAACAUGUCUUCAACAGGCGGCAUGCCCAAGAUCCUCGCUCAGCACAGCGACGUGCUCGUGCUGCUGGCGUGCCUCGCGGCUUUCCUCCUCGGCAGUGCCCGGGAGAGCAGCAGGAGGCCGGACCCCGCCGUCCUCCAGCUGGCGGACCCGGACCGCGCCCUGGAACGCACCGUGGAGCGUUUCGGCGAGCUGGUGAAGCAGGGCGGCCGCCCCGAUCGGGUGUCAUUCAACGCGGCGCUGAGCGCUUGCUCGCAGCUCGGAAGGGUGUCCGAGGCGCAGCAACUGUUCGAGCAGAUGCCGUCCUUCGGGCUGGCCCCCGAUGCCAAGGCCUACAGCACCCUGAUCAGGGCCUACGCCUCCAACAACAGGGCGCGAGAGGCGUUGGCCCUUUUCGAGUCGAUGCGGGAGGAGGAUGUCAAGCCCAACCGCUUCGCCUACCACGACGCGGUCUGCUGCUCCGUCAAGCUCCAGAGACUCGAGGACGCCAUCGCACUCUACAACGAGAUGAUUCGGUCGAAGGUGCCCGCAUGCGGCAGCACUUGCCAGUGUCUAAGUCAUGCCUGCCGGAAGCGUGGCUGGACGGACAUCGCAGACCAGAUCAUCGAGGACCUCGCGCGCGGGGAGAAGGCCGAGCUCGUCAUGGACGCGCCUUCGGACGCUUCCACAGAGUUCAAGGACGACGCGGCGGGCUCUGAGUCCGACUGA